Cuscuta epithymum is the source of this 1164-nucleotide messenger RNA. The record is from the annotation of a GenBank genome assembly. NCBI's taxonomy places the organism in Eukaryota, Viridiplantae, Streptophyta, Magnoliopsida, Solanales, Convolvulaceae.
CAUGGAUGUCCAAAACGGUCCGUCCAUACCAGCGAAACAUCCAGCAACAACACCAGAAGACGCUGCUAGCCGGAAUUUCAUGCUGGAUUUCGCCGUCGCCUGGGGCCGAACUGAUGAGGAAGGAGACGACUCUGACAUGUUCUGCAGCGCUUCCCUCCCUUCAUCAUCCGCAGUUUCGCCAGCUUUUGUUCAAAAGUAAACUAAAUCAGGGAAGAUGAAAUCAUUACAGGACGUUGUAGCUUUGGACUCUUCGGAAUCAGCUGGCGGACGGUAUCAGGUUCAGGAAACGGCUUUUUUUGAUGAAUAUGCUGCCGAUUUUCCGAUUCCAUGUUUUCUUCACUUUCUAUCAGGGUUUCGAGCUAUUUAUAACCGCUGGUGGCACUUGCUCCGUUCAUAUCUUCUCGCCAUUCAAGGAGGGGGAGGGUGAUAGUGGAUUGCUUAAAGUGUUCGGGGCUAUUCUUCCAUUUAGAUAAAGAUUCCCCUUUUGACAACUCUUGGUACUUGGCUAGUCCCUCUACUCUCUUCAAGAUGAACAAUCCUCAGCAUGGUCAAAAUGAAGAGCAUGAACCUAUUAUCCCAGGAUUCGAAACCCCGCCAUCACCUUUGUCCAGUUAUGACAAUGUCUAUAACAUAAAAGAAGACGAAGCGCGGGGACACCCGCCUGAGGCUCCUCCAUAUCUUUUGGAACCUAUGACCGUCAGGAGAUUAACCACUGGUCAAGAGACGCCUGACCAUACACCCAAUCGUGUGGUCUUGAACCAUCUCUGCACCAAUGUGUAUGACAGGAAGUUUUCAUGGGAAUGGGUAGGAGUGGCAACAACUCGCCGUGUUGGCUCAAAAUACGUGACUGAUGUUCUUUACAAACCGCCUCCUCAGAAGGGAAACGGGAACCCCAGCUGCACCAGAGAUGCUCAAGUGUAAUAGUUUUUUAUAUUUAAAUAUUUACUUAUAACAAAACUUGCAGUGAAAUGUUUGUAGUGUUAACUUAAUUUCAUAGCGUGCAUUAGGGAAUGCUCUGGUUUGCAUCUUCCUCGUCAUAAGACUCAUAACCGUAUGGCAUCUGUAAUGUUCAAAACUCUAAAUAAAUGAACGAUAAUAGUUACUGUAUUUGAUAGAGUUGAUUGUCAUAACCGAUGUGCUUUUCAAACAAAGCUUAUUCUCAAC